Molecule: messenger RNA, 966 nt
Organism: Charadrius vociferus (killdeer)
Lineage: Eukaryota; Metazoa; Chordata; Aves; Charadriiformes; Charadriidae
Gene: BRF2
Product: BRF2, RNA polymerase III transcription initiation factor 50 kDa subunit
Exons: 5
Coding region: 1-966 (321 amino acids)
Biological process (GO): transcription preinitiation complex assembly; transcription initiation at RNA polymerase II promoter
Cellular component (GO): transcription preinitiation complex; nucleus
Molecular function (GO): TBP-class protein binding; RNA polymerase II general transcription initiation factor activity
Source: RefSeq, a predicted model, not a curated record
AUGGGUCCCCCAGCCCGGAACUCGCGGCGCCCGGAACGCUGCGUGCGGGGGCGGCGACCCGGCCGGGUCAGCGGCGGACCGGACCGUAGGCGGUGCCGCGAUUGGUGGGCGGUGGCGCGCCCGGCCUUGCUAUUGGUGGGCGGCGAGGUGGCGUAUUCCCAGAGCACUGGCCAGAAAGAGCAGCUGAGCCGCUGCCUGCAGCGAGGGAUCAGGCGGGUCCAGGACCUCUGUAAAGUCCUCCAGCUCCCGAGGGUGUUUGAGGAAACGGCGGUGUCAUACUUCCAGAGAGCUGUGCAGCACCCCUCCUUCCACCUGGUCAGUCUGGAGAAGAAGGAACUUCUGGGGGGCUGCUGCGUCUUCGUGACUUGUCGACAGCACAACUGGCCCGUGACGAUGGGGACAAUCUGCUCCCUCCUGUAUGCGAAGCAGGAGCUGUUUGCCAGCGUCUACCUGAGUCUUCAGAAAGAGCUCGGGCUCUCUGUGCCGGCCCUGAGCCUGGCAGAUCUGGUGAAGACACACCUGAACAGUUUUCGGCUGUUCCAGCCUGAGGCUGACGUCCCUGCCCCAUUUGUGGAGGACAAGGAGAAGAUGGUCGCCCGAACCAUGCAGAUCGUGGAGCUGGCCAGCGAGACGUGGCUGGUCACCGGCCGUCACCCUGAGCAGUGUGCUGUGGCCCCAGGUGAGGACUCCCUGGGUGAGGCCUCUCCCGGCUCUCCUCCGGCGGCAGGAGGGGCAGCGCAGGAGGAGGGCUGUCCCUCGGAAGGGAAACGCCAGCAUGAGGGGGGCCUGAGGCCCUUGCUGCCACCCUGCCUUAUCAAUCCAAGGAAGAGACUACGGACGGCAGCCCCGAGCGCUUCAGAUUCUGCCGUCACUGGCGACGAGCCCAUCUCUGACAGCGAAAUCGAGCAGUAUCUGCGGAGCCCGGAGGAGAUGCGUGCCUUCAGGAAGGCCAAGGCCUGGCCCUGA